AGUCGUGCGGGUCCGGGCUGUCGCCAUUGUGUUGCAGGGAGAGGCGGCCGCCUUGGCGUGGCAGCCCGUGGGCCCGGCCCGACUUGGCCCCUCCGGUGGAUCCUCAGCCCCUGAAUGUCUGCGGCGUGAGGGUUGUGCCGCGAGAGAUAAAAAGAAUGGAGUCAAAACCCUCACGAAUUCCUCGAAGGAUAUCUGUUCAGGCCUCCAGCUCAUCGCUAGGAUCUAGAACAUUGACUGGAAACAGUUUAGCUGGUGCAUAUAGCGCAAGAGAAUCUUCACGGAGAUUAGAAUCUGGAUACCAGGAAUCCAGUGUGUUGAAUAGUUCCAGUAGAGACUGGGGAAUUGGAGAAAGAGACACCCGUGAAACUCCUUGGAAGCUUACAACAUCCUCUCCAACUCGCUACUCGGGGACACUUGAUCAUCCACAUUCUGGAAGAUUUUUGGGAAGCAGAAGCAGAUUGUCUACAUCUUCUUCCUCUCAUUUUACAUCUGGGUGUUAUGGUGACUCUGAGAGAACUCAGGGAGCAUAUUCAAGACUGCAUAGCCAGCAGCGAGAUAGUGAUUCAAAGAGACCUAAGCUAUCUUGUACAUCUACCUCUUCUGUGAGAAGUAAUGGCUUGACUGCCUUUUCAGAUUCCUCUUGGAGAUAUAGCAGGAUUCCUAGAUCUUCAUCAGUGAUGCUUGGCUCCCUUGGAACUGAGCUGGUGAGAGAGCGAAGAGAGUUGGAAAGAAGGACAGAUCUGUCUGUUAAUAACCUGGUGGAUCACAGCUACAGAAACAGUGACUUUUCAUCUUCAACAUAUCUUCAAGACAGGCCUGCCUCUUCGUAUGCAGAGGGAGCAAGACCAAAAGAGAACUCAUUAAGCACUUUGAGGCUGAAUGCAUCCAUGAACCGCCAGUUGUCUUCUGAUCAUCAGCCAUCUUUUUUCAACAGAGACUCUAACAUGAGCUCUUCAAGAUCCAGCUAUUCUUCAAGACAAAGGAGAAAUGAAUUAGAAUCUCCCCAGAGAAGCAUGCAGCCAGCGUUUUCUCUUACUGCCAUUAGAGAUGAAACUCCUUCCUCAAGUGGUUCUGAAAGGGUUUUAUCUUCUCAGAGGUCCUUGAAUGAGCCUGUAGCUGACAGUGAAGGGAGGCGCACAACCAGACAGCUGCUGUCUCGUUUAGCAUCUAGUAUGUCAUCUACAUUUUUCUCUCGAAGGUCUAACCAAGACUCAUUGCAUACAAGAUCAUUAGGCUCUGAAGAAUCAACGGUGGUCCCAAGAGUUCAAGCAUCGACUCUGUCGAGCAGUAAUGGAGCUGCAACUCCGGAAGUUCCAGGACUUCAGACAUCUGAAGCUUCUCAGGGAUUUAGUUUUCUUAGACGAAGAUGGGGUUUAUCAGGAGUUUCACAAAAUCAUAACUCUGAUUCAGAUGGGGAGAGUUACAGACCAGACUCUGAAAGUAGGAGCACAGGAUCCUGGUUAUCAUCAUCUUUGAGGAACAGAUGUACACCUCUCUUCUCCAGAAGAAGAAGAGAAGGAAGAGAUGAAUCCGCAAGGAUCUCUACCUCUGAUACAACUGCCAGAUCACAACAUGUCUUCAGAAGAAGAGAGUCAGGUGAGGAGACCUCUCUUGAAGCAUCAGAUAGCCCUCCUCGGGCUUCUGUUAGCAGACCACCAACACCUGCAGUAUCUGGUAUUCCUACAGCUACUGCCUCCCCACCAGAUUCAGCCCACAGUAGAAGAAGUUCUGGAAUUCUGCCUGGUUCUCUCUUUCGCUUUGCAGUGCCUCCAACAUUAGGAAGCAGUCUGUCUGACAAUCUUAUGAUAACUGUAGAUAUUAUUCCCUCUGGCUGGAAUCAGUCUGAUGGACAAGAAAGUGGCAAGUCUAAAAUACCACCUUCAAGAGAUCCAGAAAGACUCCAGAAAAUUAAAGAGAGCUUGCUUUUAGAAGAUUCUGAAGAUGAAGAGGGUGACCUAUGCAGAAUCUGUCAGAUGUCCUCUGCAAGUUCUGACAACCUUUUAAUAGAGCCAUGCAAAUGCACUGGAAGUCUGCAGUAUGUUCACCAGGAGUGCAUGAAAAAGUGGCUGCAGUCCAAGAUUAAUUCAGGUUCUUCUUUGGAAGCAGUAACAACUUGUGAACUGUGCAAGGAGAAGUUACAUCUGAAUCUGGAAGACUUUGACAUUCAUGAACUCUAUAGGGCACAUGCAAAUGAACAAGCAGACUAUGAAUUUAUCAGCUCUGGUCUCUACCUUGUAGUGUUGUUACAUUUAUGCGAGCAGCGCUUUUCUGAUAUGCUAGGAACUGCAAGUGAGGCCAGCACACGUGUCAGAGUAAGUAUGCAGUGAUUUUAUGGCAGGAAUUGCUCGUACAGAGAACUUGGAACUAGAUUGUUACCUUGAGCAACCUAGGACCUAGAUACCCAAGAAGCAUGCUUAUUUAACAAAUCUAGGUCUAAAAUGGUCUGGGUUUGUCAAUGCGGUAACACCAUGUUUGAUUUGAAACUGAAGGUACUACUUUGCAAAAUUAUUUUUGUCAAGGUUGUUGGUAAUUCAUUGCUUUGCACGUAUGUUGUCGUGAUUAUUGUGAAUUUAAGCAAAACUGGAAGGUUAACCUCCCUCUGUACAAAGCAUGCAGUUGAGAAUGUUGGACUAUCUUAUUUGAUUAAUUUUUCUCAUUAUGCCAGUCUACAUUGCAAAGGUCUAGACCUUGCAAUGCUUGUCUGCUGGAUUGUGCCUAAAUAUGUACUUGAAUAUUACAUUCUGAAACUGCCUAGCUAUAGUCUGAUUUUGUGGCAUUAGUCAAAACUCUUAUUAGUUGUAUUUGACUGGAUUCUUGAUACUUAAAUGGCUUGGCUUAGAAGUACAGUAAGUACACAUUUUACCAGUAAGAGAUCAUUGUACAAAGUUAUUUCUGCAGUGACUCAUUCCGAAAUCCUGUAUUCUACACGUUUAUUUGAUACUAGAUAAUGAAUUAGUGCUCUUCGUCAACGGAGCUCCUGAAAAGCUGAUUUUUUUUUUUUUUUUUUUUAAUUACAUACAAAGAAUUGACAAUAUUAACUUUAUCGAAUGCUUAUUGGGAUGAUUGCUAGCAGGUACUAGGCCCUUGGGUAGAGGCAGGACUGUGCUCUAAUCUCUUACUGUAUUAGAACAGUGGUCCUCUUUUCUGUACACAUCUAAUGUAGAGCUUGUAUUCCAUGAUCCACAAACGAAAUAUCCAGUUUUCUCUGCUACAAGUGUAGAGACAUAAAAGACAUAUAAUCUAAUAGUAGCAAGCAUCCAGUACAGGUUAUUAGCUUGAGUGUAUUGCAGAAAUAAGAUGUUUUUACUGGUUUUUCAUCAGAGGCGGCAUUACACAGUUGUGUGACACUGCAUUUUAAACCAGUGAGAGCACUGAUGCGUGUUUUGAUGCUGAGCGUACAGCUGAGUUAUGGAAACUGUAGCAUUACCUUCUCGUUUCAUUUUUGCUGUAUCUUAAACAUCUGAACUAUCACUGAAACAGUAAUGUAGAUUGUCAUUGACAAAACAACGCUCGGCUGAGACUUUCAAAGUUGCCUAAGGAACUUGUAUUCCUGGGGAUUUUGGCUUUGGGUUUUGAUACCAUGUACUUCCAACAUUAAACUGCUACCAUUGCCUGAUAGUAAUCCUGCUCUGAAACUUUUUAUUUACAGUUAAAAUCUUAAGUGUAUUUAUGCAUUUUUUAUUAACCUUAUUCAGUCAGAGGGCUCUGUUUUGUCAUAUUAAUAGUGAAGUAAAUGAAAUGGAUCCAACUAAUGCAGUCCUUACAGAUUAUGUUUUUUUGCAUUGCAAUUUCUAGGACCGGUUUUCAUAAAACUGGCACUUGUUUAUGUGUGCUACUUUCAAAAUUGAUGUGUUUUACAGACUGUAGAACAUGAAGGUGAUGCCACUAACUGCUACCAGAAACAUUUGACAUACAGUGGAAGCUGAAAUAACUGUGCAGUAGCAAUUUGAAGUCUAAUGUGUGGAGAUUUGUAUUGAAUUUUGCACAGAUUUUUGUAAGUUGGGCAAAUGGGUUAGGAUAACUGACGUCUGGGAUGAAGCUUUGGGAUGUAAAAAGUGAAGAAAAAGUGAAGAAAACUUUGCUAACUUGUUGCAAAUUUCUGCAGAUAACUUUGCAACUUUUAAACUACUUUCUCUCUGCCUUGUUUCUAGUUUAUUAACCUUGCAAGAACUCUUCAGGCACAUAUGGAAGAUAUUGAAAGUAGGUGCUUCCCCUCUUCCCCUCCCCUCCCAUUAGGUCAACU
Messenger RNA from Haliaeetus leucocephalus (bald eagle), 4243 nucleotides. It is a transcript of the gene MARCHF7, whose product is annotated as membrane-associated ring finger (C3HC4) 7, E3 ubiquitin protein ligase. The coding region runs from base 156 to 2327 and encodes 723 amino acids. The record is from RefSeq and is a predicted model, not a curated record. Gene Ontology annotation, biological process: protein autoubiquitination. Gene Ontology annotation, molecular function: ubiquitin binding; ubiquitin conjugating enzyme binding; zinc ion binding. NCBI's taxonomy places the organism in Eukaryota, Metazoa, Chordata, Aves, Accipitriformes, Accipitridae. Gene Ontology annotation, cellular component: nucleus. The transcript has 9 exons.